CUCUUCUCCGCCUCUCUCUCCACUCUCCUCUCAUUCUCUAUCUCCACACUCGCUCCCCUCUCGCUCUCCCCCUUCUUUCCAUUCUCGCUCUCGCUCCUCCCUCUCUUCCCCCACGCGCCACCCCUCUUUUCCCACUCGCUCGCCUCAUCUCGACCCCUCCAUCCGUUUCAGCCGCUCCACUCGCUCCUCUCGCUCUCUCCGCUGCAGCCUCGCCACACACUCCACGCGAUCGAACCGGUCCAAUCGAUCGAACCGGUCCAAUCGAUCCAAUCGGUCCAAUCGGUCCAAUCGGCAGGCGAUUUGGAUCCACAGUCCGCAGCAGGAUUGGGCAGCCAAGCGGGCUUCCGCGGAGGAGACCUGGAUUAUGCCGCCGUUGGCCAUGCAGUGCGAUGAAACGCAUGUUGCCGCGUUUCUUCGCAUCGCCUGCCAGUUUGUGCGUGAUUAUGGAAUGGAAGUGGAGGGGAUUUUUCGGCGGAACGGGGAAUUGGAGGUCAGCGAGGAAAUCAUGCACAGCGUAGUGAACGGAACUCUAUUAGAAGAGUGCGUUUCAACGAGUGAGCAUGAUAUUCUUUGUGUCUGUCACGCAAUAAAACUUUAUUUACAAGAAAUCCAUCUGGUCCCUUACAGUUGCUAUCCCCAAAUCGAAUCCAUUCAGGCAUUGACCGAAUUCGGGGAGAUUUCUGCGCAUAUAACCGAAACGUUGAGUCUGCUAAAUGCAGAUCAAUUUCACACGCUGAAGUACGUUAUCGAGUUCUUCAGAGAUGUGGAAACAUAUAGUUCGUUUAAUAAAAUGAACCAUAACAAUCUAUUAACUUGUGUCAUCCUUUGCAUUCUUCCGAAUGAACCAAACAUGAGAGGAACGUCAGCAUUGCAGUUUGGAAAGCGAGCCAAGUUUCUAAGUACUCUCAUACGACAUACGGAGUUGUUCGCGGUCGUAGAAAAGGACUCGAAGGAGCGAGAGUUCGUUCGUUAAAAAAGUGUUUGGUAUCGUAGUUGAUAAUUG
Molecule: messenger RNA, 1003 nt
Organism: Blastocystis hominis
Lineage: Eukaryota; Bigyra; Opalinata; Blastocystidae
Exons: 4
Coding region: 380-973 (197 amino acids)
Biological process (GO): small GTPase-mediated signal transduction
Cellular component (GO): cytoplasm
Molecular function (GO): GTPase activator activity
Source: RefSeq, a predicted model, not a curated record